GACUGAAAAAGACGGAAGAGUGUCUUUUACAGUCGGUACAACACAGUGACGAAUAAGCUUGUCGGCUACUUAUGGAAUGAUCUCUCGUCUGAGGAGUAUAUUGAUAUCGAGAAGUUUGUUUACAACUCUAUUCAAGUGAUUUGUUUUCGUUGAGGAUUGUGUGGUUGGCCGAAAACAUCGCCAAUAGUGCAUUGUUUGAUCGCUUUGUUUGAAGCGGUUUAUUUGAAAGUUACACGCCAUUGAAUUCUAUCUUCAUAGGGAAACUGUUAAUUCUUCUCUUUUAAACUGUACCAAAGGUAGAAUUGAGGGGAGAUUUCGCUUAUUCCGACGGUAAGUAGUUUCAUUUGCAAGAUUUUAAGCGAUCAAUGAUAGCGGGAUAUCGCCUUUCGUAUCAUUUAGAUUUUUGCGGCAUGGCCAUGCUGUGCUAAGCGUCUCUUUAGUAUGGAGCUAUUUUUUUUCCAGAACAUUCUCCAGAUAAUUUUGUCGUUUAUAUAUUGGCUCGUCUUUUCUCAUUUUGUCUGUCCCUUUUCACUCUAUCGAAACUGUUUCAGUCUUUCUUGUCCAAACGAUCUGUCAUGGCCGCAAAUGUUGAUGUUUGUGGUUACCAUGCCGAAAAAAGCACUUAGAAGUCGACAAGUCGCGAUCUUUUCGGUGAUUUACAACAUUCUUCCUAAAUGUGAAAUCUAUAAAUAAGGCAAGAAACAUUUUCUCAGAAAAUAUAUUUCUAGCUUUAAAAUCCGCUUUGAAGGGAAAACAGCUCAGCAAAUCGAAUGGUGGCCUAAAAGCUUCUUUUUUCCAGCUGUCAAAAAUUGAAUAGCCAGUCUUGCUUCCCGUGGUUUAAACUUCUCCCGAUAAAAAACCAACAGCCAUGAAAUUUUUAGACUUCGCCUCCAACAAUUCGCUGGAAAUGUAAUCACUUAAACUCUACUUCGACUUAGUUGUUUUAAAAAAUGUAAUGAAUAGCCUACUAACUUUCAACAGUUCAAAAGCGCCUACGUGUACAAGCUGUUUUCAUUUCCGCAUUCACCCGGACAUAAUUAAAUUUCUUUCAACUCUUGUAAUCCCGUGGUUGUAAGCCAUGUGUGGUUAUGUUUGUACACAGAUUAUCUUUCGAUUAUUCUUGAAAGUGGGUUUUCAAUUUCUGUUUGUUGUGCUUAGAACUGUAUUUGUCCAAUCGAAUUGGAGAAUAAUGAAGCUUGCUGUCAAACACAAAAGUUCAUCAUCUAUUAGAUUCAGUUGUGACAGCUAAUUUAUUCAUAAAGUGAAGAUUUAAUUACUAUUCGCCAUUAAAAGCUAACAGUGGGUAAAAAUUUAUCCUGCUGUGUUUCUUGGUUUUAUAUAAAUCCAAACAAUCUAAAAAUAAAAAUGUGGGAGGUAUUUAAAGGGAACUUGAUCAAGGCAGUCAAAAUAUUUUAACAUGUAAAUGAGUUAAAAAGUGAACAGAAAAUGUGAGUUUUAAAGACUUUAUACCUUCCUCUGUCCUGCUUGUCUUAAUUGGAAGCUCCCUGUAUCAGUUGGGUAGCUUUACUCACUGGUGGUAAUAGUGAAGAGCGACGAUUUAACCUGAGUUGAAUUAAACUAGGUGAAACAAUUGAAGGUGUAAGAGUCAGUUUGACUGAACCAUUUUAAUGAAAAUAACUUUACUUGGUUUGUACUCUUUAGAUCUUAUGUCUACCUCACGGUACAGCCCUACAGAGAGUAGUUACUGGUCAUCACCUAGAUUGAAAAUACCUAUUAAGGCUGUUAACCUUGACUUGAAUCACAAUGUCGCAGUUUCACAAGCAACAGCACCCAGCAAGUCUCUGAGUGAAUCAUCUUCUCCCCAGCUCUGGCACAAAGGUACUCAACACUUCCUCUCAUUUGUAGGAUAUGAAAGUGUUAAAACAGAGAGUAAUGCAUAUAAAUUGUAAAAACAUUUUGUAGAACAUUAUUUUUAGUUUUUUAAUAAUUAUAUAUUUGAAAUAGUGUGAGAUAUUUGUAUGAUAGCAUUAUAUGAACAUCAUCAAUUUGUAUUAAAAACUUCCUGUCAUAUAUAUUAAACAUUUGCUUCUCAUAUGGUGCAUAAAAUUAAAUUUUGCGAGACACUACUUCGAGUUAAAUUUGCAGAAUGGCAGUGUUAUUAAAUGCUUAGUAUGAUCUUGAAUUUAUGAUAAUAAUCAAACAAAAUGUUUCCCAAUAAAAUAGCUGUGGCUCACUUCAAUUAUCACUUAUGAAAAUUAUACUCAAAGUAUGAUGAUUGUUUUGAAUUUUUUCGGUUUUGUUUCCAGUUUCAAACACAGAUCAUGUCGAAGUUCAAAGACUUCCUGAAAAAAACCAACCAGCUCACAGUGGUUCAUUAAAAACAAGACAGAAACAUAUGACAAGAAAAUACAGUGAUAGUACUGAGCUAGCAGAGCUAUUGGCUGAACACCAAGGGCGGCAAUUAAGGAGUAUGCAGAGUAUUAACACUGGAAUACAGCAGCCUUGGGGAUCAAGCUCAAGACCUAAUGAACUUCACAUUCAAACAAAUGCCUGUGACAAUGGAUUUACUGGCUACACCGGACAAAUGCCAUUAAAUAAUGGAACAGUGAUCCAAGCAAGUCAUACUAUGCCCACAGGUGAAGUUUUGCAGUAAGACUAAAUCUUUGUACUUUAAUAGAGGCUAUAUAAGAUUGUUAAAACCACCAGCACCAAUUUUUCUAUUUUAGAAAGGCAGCGUUAAAAUUAACAUGCAAACUCAUAGGUUCACAACCAAACUUACUCAUUAAAUAGUGCUGUUGUCAAUCAGUAUUGGUACUAACAAAGCAGAAGCAACCAAAUUAAAUAAAAAUAACCAAGAAUCUAGUCUCUAGAACCUUCUGAACAUUUUGCUUUGUGAACACAUUUUGAAUAACCUGUUAUGCAUCUCCAUUGCUGAUAAGUUUAUAUGUUACAGAAAAGUGCCAUAACUAUUUUAGUUUCUGUUUUUAUAGGGAUGUCAGUCCCAUCAACCAGGUCUACAAUUUCAUCUGGAUACUCUGCACCCCAUGGUCACAUCACAAAUGCUUUAACCUCACAUCGACAUAGCCCCCUUAAUCUGAUUGGAGAGGGUUACACAAGCUCAUCAAGCUCACCUUCUAGAUCCAUUAGCCCAUCCAGUGAGGACAAUGACAAGUGGAGCUCAUACCUGAGAGCAAAAGAUGAGCUUAUUGGACAAAAAGAUCAGAUAAUAGAUAGGUAGAGUACUUCUUUAGAUUCUGUUUCACAAAUUGUAGUAAGUUUGUUGUACACACAUCAUGGUGGACAACAUGAAAAAAAGAAAUGUAUGUCUUUCAGCAGAUGGAAAAGAUAAUAAAAAUUUCCACUAGAAAGUUUGAAUUACAGAAAUGUAGUGACUGAUUGAUUAAAAAAUGUAUCAGUUUUGAAAAGUUCCUGAAAGAGGUAGAAGAGCAUCUGAUUUCAGACUGGACUGAAAUGUGACCUGUCUGUGGUCCAGCAUAAUGUGCAUGAAAAUCUACAAAGCACAGUAAUUGGGUGAGGUUAUCUACAAUAUACUUACUUCAGAAGUGUACACCAAGUUUUUUUUUUUUUUGAGACUUGAUCUCAGCAUAGUAGGCAAAACCCAUUGCAAUGCUGGCCAUGAUUACUAAAAUUAUUACUGUGCAAGUAUAUGGGGCCACCUUAUGCUCUAAAAUGCAUGGUGAAAAAUAAAGGAAUAAAUAGUUAACUUCAUGUAAAUCAAUAGCUCUGAGACAAGUCAUUCAUGCAUUUGAAUUUUGUCUUUGCUGUAUAAUAUCAUGAUUAGCCAUAGGACAUUUGGUUGAUAUUUCAAUAGAUUUUAAAGAAGGAUUUUAAAUAAAUAGGUCUAUUUUUUAAUUGAAGAAAGUGUUGAAUUGUAUUUUCUGAUAAAUUUCAGAAUUCUGCCAUACAAGUUUAAUCAAAUGUUGAUUCUUUUUUAAUGUUUUAGACAAAAGCAGAGUAUAUUUCAACUUCAACAGCAGCUAAUGCUUCAAACAAAUUCAGCCAUUCAUCAAGCUGUGCCAACUCAUUACCAUGUUAGCCGAACUCAGAGCACAGGAGACAGCAGUUCAUUGUCUUUAAAGCUACAAGAAAGUCAGUAUGAGAAUGCUCAACUAAGAGCACUUUUGUCAGAGAAGGACUCAUCUCUUGACAAAGCUCAGAAAAAACUUGGGUGAGAUUUACAGAUGUGUUGUGUCCUUUUUGAACGUUUCUAGUACAUAUGUAAUUAGCAAUAGUAUGCACUUACCCAUUGUCAAAAACUUUUACUGACUGAUUUACUAACAAGUGACUGAUUGCAGGGUUGAAAAACUGCUGACUGCCUGGAGAACUUGGAACUUACAUGAAAUAUAACUUACCCUUUACUAUUUAAAAAUUAGGAAACUGUAAAAGCUUGAGGUGUUGAUGUUUAUCUCCUGCAUCAACAAUCCACACAGCUUAAGAAUGUUACAUGUACCUAAACAGCGGUUUGUUUUGUUGAUUUAAUAAUGUUACAUGACCAGCGCUUUGUUUUGUUGAAGAACUGCUGACCAAUUCAUAUUGUGUCUGACUUGCAGAGAAACAGAAUAUUUGAUGAAAAAUAUGGAGGCCAGCGUGAAGGAUUCAGCUGCUUCAAAUAGACAGGAACUCGAACUACAGAAACAAAAGGUAAAUAAGUUGAAACAUUUCCGUAACAAUCAGCCGUAGACGUGAUUAUAAAACGUUUGGGAAAGAUAUCAAGUUUCAGCCAAAGUUUCUGUAACUUUGAAGUUUGAGCAAAGACCAUGUACAAAUAGUUUCGGGUUUACUUGAAAAGCGUUCUUUACCUCCAUGAAUAGGCGAUUAAACAAGAAAAAGCUCAGGCAGAGCUGACAAGUAAACUGGAACAGUUAGAAGAAGAAAAGUUAAAGCUCAAGUAAGUUAUUUCUUACACAUCGUGUUUAAUAACCCCAGUGUUCUUACCUGUAUGUGACAAUUGUCUUUGUGUGGAGAGUUUUUCGCAAUCGGUUUCCCUGCUCAAGGCUCAUUCAAAACAGUUGUAACGGUUGUACUUGUGAUAUUCUCCUGUCCAAUACCCCUAUCCCUGGCGUUUGGAUUAGGGUGUGUAGUUUAAUGAUUUUCUGAAGUACAUAGAUACUCUUUCCGAUUAAAAUGGUGAACGAAGUGUAGAGAAGAAGGGAUCAAACAACCACGGAGGUUCCUACGAACUCUUUAAAAAACUUCUUUCCAACUUGAAGUAUCUGUGUAGGUGCUUUCUUUACUCUUCACCACUGUUGCCCUUUCAAAGAAGUAAGAAGCAAUUUUUUACAGUCAAGAUUGUGCCUCUUAAUUAUUUAACAAUCGACAAGUUUUCGUAGUUACUCCGAUAUGAAAGAGCGAUUAAACCCGGGAUUUCCUGCCUACCCCCUGUAACUUACCACUUGGAUUCUCUGCAUACACACCAAUGUUUGUGCUUAUUCUUGUGAUCCUCCGCUGACCUCCCAGAUCUCAUGUUCAUCUUCAGGAUUUCCUCCCUAAUUUGUGACGAUUCUAGGGAUCCCCUUCACUCCAACCAAAAUUCCUGCUUAUUACUUUAAUUCCCCGCUUACCAUUCAGAUCUCGUACUUAUCCUGUGGAUUUUCAAGUUACACCCUUGUCCAUUUAAACUACUCCCUUUUUUUUGGUUCAUUUCAUUAUCUAAGGAUCAAUAUUGACUCUAAAAGUCUUCUAAUAGAAAACACUGAAACUAUUACGGCUCACAUGGGAUCCAAUCGCUCUGACGAAGGGCUAACGCUCGAAACGUCAGCUUUUUACCCUUUUACGGUGGCUAAUUUACGUUUUCAACUCAGUUGUUAACACUAAAUUACCUGCUAUACUCUCCCACCGACGCAGCACCACAGUUUCUUUAGAAACUUACCCCUUUAUUCAAGCUAGCUGACAGAUGUGUUUCUUUUCUGUUCCUUUUGUGUGUGUGUGUUCUUGAUAGGAGAGAAAAGCAGAGUUUGGAGCGGUAUCUGAAGGAAGUGCCUACUGUCGAAGAAUAUCAGAAGUUAAAUAAAACUAUAUCCAUAGUAAACCAUUGGAAACGUGCAUGUAGAUUUUAGUGCCUACGUAGCAAUAUACUUCGAGUUUAGAUUACCGGUAACUAUUGCACGACUGAACAGUUACUGAACAGUUAUGUAAAACUCUUAUUAACAGUAAUAAUGAAUUCCUUUGUAAUCCAGUGGUUUAAGUGUUGAACUCCAAAGCAAGUGGUUUGGGGGGGAGGUAGCCUCAGUCGUAGUCAUGACAAGGGGUUCUUCAGCUGGUCGCUCAAUCGAAUUUAGAACUAAAAUGCGUAUUAGCGAAGGCUUUGGGAAGCCUGAAAACGAUGGGAAAGUGGGUGAUGACAUUCCAUCUAGGACCCCUCCCCUAGCCUUGAGUAAGUAUUAUGAAGUCGUAGGAACUACAUUGUGAUGAUUCGACGUUUAAUAUCGUCAAGAGUUUUUGUUUCCCUUAACAUUUCUUACCUUAAAGAUGUUCGUGAUGAGCGUGAAAAAUUGAGAGAAACUAUAUCCGCUAAAGACAAGAAACUAGCCCGCAUGAAUAAAGCUUUUGGAAAUAAGGUAAAGUUUUUUUUUCCUUAUUUUGAUGUUUCUCUUUAAGUUCGGUUCUUAACAAAGAUUCAGUGACUAUACUAGGGAGUUUUCUAUAGUUAUUUGAGUGUGGACAGACAUGAUCAUGUUACCCCUUUAUGUACUUCGCCCGAAACGUAGGUCUUUGCAUAUCUUGCUGCUUGUUUGUCCAAUUGCCUGCCUGUAGUGAUAUUACCCCUCUCUGUGUUCUUUCUCCACUGGUGUAUUUUUGUUGCGUUGCGAUGUAGUAAUCCGCUUAUUGCAGGCCUCUUUGUUAUGUGAGUUAAGUAAUUCUGGAUUGCUCUGGUAAGGCUUCGCCUACCUUCGUGAUUGGUCCACCCUCCCGCGCCACGUCUCAACCAAUCAGACGCAAAGCAAAAACAAAUUGCGACUUAGCUCUCCGCAUUUUCCUGCUCUUCAGGCACCGCCUCGUUUAACUGUCAUUUCUCAUCCUUGUGCUAUUUACCUUUCUUUGAUUGGCUGUCGUGAGUAGUGUGCUUUUAGUUUCAUAACAUUUUCUAAAUUUUCUCACGGUCGGAAAUUUAUCUCCUACGCCUUGGCCAACUUGUCUUCUUCCUUUUUUCCUCAGGAUGAUGAGGCAAAGAAGUUAACAGUGGAAAAUACUACUUUGAAAGAGAACGUGCAAAGGUACAUACCGAGCCAGUUUAUUUUCUGUGCCUAUUAGGCCAGUUUUUGGUGAGUCGCUGGCUCAAGAAGUGGGCACGACACAAGUUUUAAGGGUAGCUGCUCAAAUUUUGAGUUCGUGAGCAAGGUCUUUUCUCAAGCUGGUAGCCUAUCCGAGGCCCUAUUGUAAACGGGCCCACAGAAGAGGCUUCAGCCGCUGUGCAGAUUUAGGCUCAUACCACUCAACCAUGUUUGUUUUCAGACUUCAGGUGUCUCUUGAUAAAAUCAGCAACGAUGGUCCCGUGUCACUCAUAAGCUUUGAAGAUCUCAAGAUGGAGAAUGAAAGGUUACAGGUGGAACUUGACCGAACGAAAAAGGUAAACUGCCAACCUUCACCAAUGCCUUUUUAAAUUUUUUUUUGGACAUUUUUAAUCCAAUGUCACUUCCGCGGAACUGGGAGCGAGUCCGGUCCUGCCUCGCGAGAAGAUUAGGAUCAAGUUGCUGUGUUAUCAAGUUUGCUGGUGAAGCUCAGAGUUUUAGAAGAAAGAAUUGCUUAGAAAGAAUUCAUGUGGUGAAACUUUUGUUUGUGGUGUGGUUGUGGGUGCGUGUGUUUGUGUUUGUGUGAUUUUUAACAAACCAGGCUGUCACAGCCAUUCAGAAAUCUGUUUCCUACCAGACUAAUAAUAGGGUUCAAUAUUAUUGAAUGAAAUGAGUCCACUCGCUCCUUUCUCUUUAUCUGUGGCUGGCUGUAUCUUCCUUGUUUCAACUUUUUUCGUUUGUUUUAAGGGCUUCAAUCUCUUUCCGUAGAUAUAAUAAAUGAUUUGUCCUUCUACCUGCUGUACAGUUCUUUGUGAAUUAAAGAUAUUGGUUUUUUAAUUCAAGGUUUUACCUCAAAAUGAUAAGUUUGUUAAUUCUUGAAACCUCGUUGCCGGAUAAUAUAUUGAUAUUGUUAGGUGAAUUAAGUGUCUAUUCUUGUUCAUCACGUCUGGGAUUGAAGGGGUUGAGAAAAUGAAGUAUACGUCAGUCGGGGUAAACGUUCCUUUUCCCAUUGAUUUGCUUCUCGUUUUAUCGAAAUAAUCAUUGCGACAUUUUUUCUUUAAGGCGUUAGAAAACAAGCACAAGAAAAUGAAAACUCUUCAUUGUCAAACACAGAAGGAGCAAAAAAGCUUGGAGGAGCGAUUGACGCAAGAGGAGGUAUGGAUAGAGAUAAGAUCGCAAGUACAGUUGAACUGAACCCACUCUGUCUUUAUCUUUGAUCUUUAAUCACAGUUCGUAACUAUACAUCGAAAAAAAGUACAAAAAUGGUUGACAGGACGGUAGUAGGGGGAAACUAAAUUCCCAUGCUAAGACAUACCCUCCAAAAAAAAAAAAGAAAAAAAAAUCUGGGGUGUGUAAUUUGAAAAACUUAGCUUAAUCAUCUUGGUUUGAUUCAGUGCCUUUGAAGAGUAGUUUGGUUUGAACAGAACGAAAAAACCUGAUACACUUGUUAGCCAUUAGAGGGUUGUGGAGUGGAUAGCGGAGAGUAUUGCUGAUAAUGAACGCAACAAAAUCCUUGCCCUUGUCUUGGCAGGAAAUGGUUCAUGCCUUGCGGGAUGAACUUGUUGCCAAAGAAAAUUCACUUGAAGAGGUCAGGAAAGCAGUUAAGGAGGUGAGUACAAAUAUAGUUUCCACAUUGAAUGCUUUUGAAGUCCGGUUUGAAAUUUGCACCGGCUCUCGCUUCCUUUACCGCCGUGGCACACUUCACCCUUUCACUCCUAAGAUCUCUUUAGUAAUUCUCCCAACUGUCAGCCAUACAACUCUCAUGAUUUUGGUUUAAAGAAUUUGUUAUUGGAUCAUCUAAUAAUCCCCAAGUUGAUAUUUUUUUUUAUUCUCAUCACUUGUCUCCUUAAAGUGGACUGAUGUUGGUAGGAGAAAUUCUUUCUUGGUCACUCAUGGGAGUUAAAAGGUUAAACGUAGAUGCACAAUUGCACUGAUAUCAGUGUGCUUUUUUUUCGGUUUGGUUUAUCAUGAACUUUACUAAGCCAGAAUAAGGCAGCCACUGCCUGGAGUUCAAUUCAGCUGAGUUAACGCGUUCGUUGAUGUAAGGGAACUGAAACAGAAUGGUAGCAUGUAAGACUUAUAUUUCGAGGAUCGCUUUAUCCGAUAUGAAAUGAGACUGGUUGGAAGGGGAUGGCAAGAAGGCCACAAAGGGGAUGGUUUUUACGCAAAAAUCAGUAAUUCCUGCCUUUGAUGGUAUCCUUUUGACAUUGCACUGUAUUUCACCUCUGUUUUAAAAUAUCUCAUUUCCAGAUUGCUUCUCACAACCAGGAUUUGUUGGAAGAGAAUUUAAACCUUCAAUGCCGCUGUGAGCAGGUAGAAAAAUUGGAUCAAUAUCAGUAUCUGGGCAACUGCCUACCUACCCCUCCCCUAACUCAACAACAAUCAAUUGAUAACAAGUUAGGGUUAAUGUUGGGUUAGGGGAGGGGUAGGUGGGCAGUUGCCCAGAGACUGAUAUUGAUUCGAAAAAUUUCUAUGAUACAUUGUUUUGUUACCUUCAAAGUUGUGGUUUCAUCGUUCCGUUUAGUACUCUCGGCUCAACUGAGUCUUUACUCUGAGUGAGGUCUUGGUCGAAUUUACAGCAUUAGUUCAAUGGUCGCCACGACAAGUUUUUAUUUUUCAUUAUAUCAUUAUUGAGAGUGGACUCAAUGGUUAUAAUCAGGAACUGCUGUACUGACUAAAGGACUAGUCGUUAUUUACCCCAGGGGGAGGGGGGUGAGGAUUUUCAGGGAUCACCUGGUUUUCAGUGGGGAGAUCAGGCGUCGCCAACAUAGUAUGGAGGGGGCAUUGAAUAUUGACUGCCAUCAAUAUUACAGAGCCUUAUGAGGGGUCAGGUGAAUUUUAUCGCGACUACCAAAAUCCUCCAAUUUCCCCUUUCCUCCCCCCACUAGCAGUAUAUUAUAAGUCUUCUAUCUUAAGCCCUGAACAAGACGAUAGCAACGCAUCACGUGAUUGACUUGAUAUUUUCAAUUUUGUUAUAGUUUGUUCUGAAAUUUGUUUUUUUCUUUUACAGUUACAAAUAUUGAAUUCGAAAGAAAAAUUAGAAUCUCAGAGAAAACUUUGGAGAGAGGUAUGAUGAUACGAGGUGAAGGUUAUCACGUUGUCACGUAGAACAUGCAAGGUCACGUUCUCUAUAAAGAUUGUUACUGAAGUUGGAGAAACAUGGGGAAAUGAAAAAUUGGGAAAAAUUUAUUGAAAAUUUUCAGAAUUAUGUAGUUGCAGCUGUUAAGGCACGCUAACCUUUAUCUUACUCAUGCUUCGAAGGUGGCGUUUUAAUUGAUUUUUUUAUAUAGAGAUGGUUAUGGUAACUUCCUUUAAUGCAAAACUUUUAUCUCCACUUCAUUACUGUAGCUUUCUGAAUGUACAGCGGAACUCACGGCUGUGGUGCAAGUUUGUCGGGAAAGAAGAGAAGGAAAAGAUCCUGACAUGUCUGUUCUGCUUGGGCUCAGAUGUGAGUUGGCAUUUCAUCGUUCUUUUUAAUCAGUUUGUUUUUUAGUUCGUUUUGAGCAUUAGCACUUCCUCUGGAGAACGGAAUUCGCUCUGACGAAGAGCUAACGCGCGACACGUCAGCUUUGAAACUCUCUACGGUGGCCAAUUUACGUUAUCAACACAGUCGAUAAAACCAUUUUACCUAGCAGACGAUUUUCAGUCGACCGAGAGAGACCGGCUAGAAAUUUUGAGCCAAGUCACUAGCGGAAAGUAUCGUAGCCAAGGGACCAGUGUGCAAAGAGAAGCGAUAGUAAGGGACUGGGUCUUUGUGCAUUUUGAAAAUUAAUUCCUAAAUUAUUCAAGUUUGUCGCCUACUAUCCUCUUCGUCAAUUCGUUUCUUUCUUCGCCGUAAACAAGCAAGUACUGGUUUCCUAAAACUCACGGUAAUGCUUGGCACAGCUUGGGUAAUUUUGCGUGAGAUGUCUGAAAUUUGUAAGAGCAACUGUUGAGUUUGGUGCGUGGGAAUGCAGAAACGUUUAAAACCUAUCACACUCAUGGCUCCUUUACUUUCUUUUAUUGCUUUCCAGCAACUUCUAUGGAUGAAGACGACAGCGAAAGCAAAGACACGUCUGAUGACGUCGAUGCCGUAAAAUCGAAAGUAAACCAAGUUCAACGACUACGGUCAGAUGUGGAAGACUUACGGAAGUUUAUCUCCGAUCAAUAUGCUGAGGACAUUGGAAAUAACUGCAGGAUGCAAUGAUGAAAAGAAGUGUUUGGAAUUUGUUUCCACUUGCGGAGGGUCAAGCUAAGUGCUCAUCGCGCAAAUUUAGCUGUGGCUUAAAACGAUUGGGCCAUGCAACCUGACAAGGAGUGGUGAUGAUGAGUGGCCGUGCAACCUGGCAGGAGAGGGGUGGCUUAAUACGAGUGGUCCGUGCUACCUGUUCGAGAACUGCGGGGCAAGACUCAACAGGGGUGAUCUUUGCACCAUGAAGGGGUUAAAUUUUAUACUUAUUUAGUGAGGUUUAAAUUUAAACUUAUUGUGUAGCUGCAAUGACGUGAAUUAAUACAAACGCUCUUUUGAACAGCAAGGAUACUUAAAGAAUUCUUUUAUGGUGUGUUAUAUCCUAGAGGUGAAAAAAUCUGAGUCAUUGCCAUGAAUCGAGAUUGUUUUCAAAUUUGUGACGAUCACACCUGUUGAUGUUUUCAGGAUUAAAGCCACCCCUGUCUAAGACAUACAAGGCCAGGGAAACGGCGUCGCAAACAACUGUAAUUGCAAUCCACUCUGUUAAAGGUUCUCCCUCGUUUUUCUUCCAUUCAAGUUCGUGUGAUAGUUCUUCCAUUUCGUUUUAUUCUUGGGCAUUACAACCAUUAGUUUAUAUUUUCUUAAACGAAGAGUUGAGUAAUGCAGACAAAGAAAAGUAAUUUAGUCAAAGUCAACACAUAUGCCGUAAAGAAAUGGAUAGUAUGAAAGAGAAUUAUUACAUUGUCAAACCUUUAAGUAACCAUUCUUUUUUCCGAAGUAUGGUGGUCACUUACGAAUAUAUUUAAAUAUAACAAUUAAAUUGCCUGCUCGCGAGUGGCGGGUUUUUUCUUUAUUCUAUGUGUGGGGUUGAUUUGGCCAGUGCGUGUCACGCGUGAUUUGACCGGUGCGUGAUAAGAGGUUGCAAGAAAAAUGGGAUCAUAAUUCCCGCAGUUCAAUCCCUUUCACUAUUUGUCAUAAGUCAAAGAUUAAUUUAUUGUUUUUUGUGUUUUUUUGUAAGUGAAAACUUAAGUAAUAAGAAAAUAGCCAUCUCCGAAAGGAGACUAAAUUGUGAGAAAUAAA
Molecule: messenger RNA, 12459 nt
Organism: Pocillopora meandrina
Lineage: Eukaryota; Metazoa; Cnidaria; Anthozoa; Scleractinia; Pocilloporidae
Source: the annotation of a GenBank genome assembly